AAUUAUAUAUCCUUUUCCCCCUUUUUUGGCUUCCGUUUUUUUUAUUUUUAUUUUUUGUGCAGUUCAGCAGCUUCCUUCCUUCUUUGCUCUUCUCUCUCUUUGAGUCGCCUCUAAUUCCUCGCCGAUUUUAUUCGAUCCGUCGCUCGCCGGCGCCGUCGUUUUAGUCCCCGACAAUCUCUCUCACAGAUCUGCUGCGUUGCGUCGCUUUCAGGCACAAGGGCAAAAAGAGGGGGUUACAAAAGAAUGUAAAUUUGGGUGCCCCAGAUGAUUAGGACAAAUGUUAUUUGCAGUGGAAGGAGGAGGAUUCUUCUCUUCUUCAGCUUCAGGGUAUAGUAAGGGACUGACCCUGCUUCUCUUGGGUCAUCAGAAGCAAGAAGAGAGCAAACCCAUGAAAGUAGCGCCGUGGAAUCAUUACCAGUUGGUAGACCAAGGAGAACCAGAGCCUGAUCUCCAGCUGGCUUCCCUCAAGAAUCGAGUUUCCCGCGGCUGUGCCGCUUCCUUGGUCUGCUUUGGUCGCGCUUCCGCAGGAGUCGAUUCCUCCUCCCCUUCUUCUCAUCCGAAAGUAGGUCCUGCCCAGCACCAGGAUGCGUUGCCAGUAGAUGAUCUUAAAGAAGAUAUAACAAUAGCUGAGAUUGAAGAUGAUAAGAAUGCUUCUAAAGCAGCUUCACUAAAGAGCAGCUUGAAGAAGUCGUCGUUAAAUCACGUUUCUGUUCCUGUAGAGGAUGCGGGUGAACAUGCUGUGUUGAACGAGCAAGUUAGCGAUAGCCCUGGCCACAAUGGUAGAAGAAAAGUACAGUGGACAGAUGCUUGUGGUAGUGAGCUUGCUGAAAUUAGGGAAUUUGAGCCGAGGUGAACUGGGCUUAUCUGAUGACGAAUUCGACAAUGGCCGGGAAAGAAGUUGUUCAUGCAAUAUUAUGUGAGAGAGAGAUUCAAAUGGGGCCUAAAAUGGUCACAGCUUGCUUUGGAGAUGACAGAAAGCAAAGUAGAAGGGUGAAGCUUUUUGGCUGAACUUAUGACUGGGGAGGCACCUUGUCUGUACAUUUUCUGCUAACUGAGGUGUAUCUCUGCUGCUGUUCGUGAAGAAGGAAAGGGCUGUGAGAGUCGUUUAGAUGGGGAAAUGAAUGCUUGGCGCGGAAGAAAAGAACUCGGUUCCUGUUUUUCGAUUCGAGCCUCUUUGGAGGAAUUUGAUCAUUUUUCAACCAUUUUCCUUUAUGUAUUCAUUUUUUUUGCUGGGUUAGAGAAGGAAGAAAUGGAGAAAGAAGAAAGAAGAAAGAAUGUGGUUUAAAUUUUGCUGGCCUUCUUCCUUAUUCUUAGUUGUUGUCCUUGUGAUGAUAUUCCAAUUCGGUUCCGGAUUCCUGGUGGUGUCAAUUGUAUGUGUUUUGGUUUCUUAUUCAUCCAAUAUUUACGGAUUCAUAUCGUACUUAGAUACAAAUUUACGAA
This is a messenger RNA of Linum tenue, 1440 nucleotides long. The record is from the annotation of a GenBank genome assembly. Lineage: Eukaryota; Viridiplantae; Streptophyta; Magnoliopsida; Malpighiales; Linaceae.